This is a messenger RNA of Pantherophis guttatus, 1589 nucleotides long. RefSeq names its product RNA binding motif protein 17 (gene RBM17). Gene Ontology annotation, cellular component: precatalytic spliceosome. NCBI's taxonomy places the organism in Eukaryota, Metazoa, Chordata, Lepidosauria, Squamata, Colubridae. Gene Ontology annotation, molecular function: RNA binding. The record is from RefSeq and is a predicted model, not a curated record. Gene Ontology annotation, biological process: alternative mRNA splicing, via spliceosome; mRNA cis splicing, via spliceosome.
AAAAAAACUUCGUUGUGAGGGGGGAAAGGCUGGAGGCCGUUUUAACAGAGCCUGGCUGUUAGGAGAGUCGCCCUGAAUGUUGAAGAGGGAAAAGAAGAGCCGAGGGCACCGUACUGAGGGAAGGAUUAUUCGGGGGUCUCUUUCAGCCCCUCGUGACGGGAAUCUCUCCCUCCUCAGAAGAAAAAAAAUGUCCCUCUAUGAUGAUCUGGGAGUAGAAACCAGUGAUUCCAAAACAGAAGGCUGGUCCAAAAAUUUCAAGCUUCUGCAAUCUCAGCUGCAAGUGAAAAAAGCAGCUCUGACUCAAGCAAAGAGCCAGCGGUCUAAACAAAGCACAGUCCUUGCUCCCGUCAUCGACCUGAAACGAGGCAGUGCUUCGGAUGAGCGCCAGAUAGCGGACACCCCACCCCACGUGGCGGCUGGCUUGAAGGAUCCUGUCCCCAGUGGCUUUUCAGCAGGAGACGUCUUGAUCCCUUUAGCGGAUGAGUACGAUCCGAUGUUCCCAAACGAUUACGAGAAAGUCGUAAAACGCCAGCGAGAAGAACGGCAAAGGCAGCGCGAGCUGGAGAGGCAGAAAGAGAUUGAAGAAAGGGAGAAGAGGCGCAAAGACAGACACGAGGCAAGUGGAUUUUCCAGACGGCCGGAUCCAGAUUCGGAUGAAGAUGAAGAUUAUGAGAGGGAGAGGCGGAAACGAAGUAUGGGAGGAGCUGCCAUUGCGCCACCUACUUCUUUGGUUGAGAAGGACAAAGAACCUUUAUCCCCCUACGAGGAAGAGUCAAGGCCUCGUGGUUCAUCAUCCAAGGCUGCCAUUCCUCCUCCGAUGUACGAUGAGCCCGAGAGACCUCGUUCCCCAACCGGGCCCAGCAAUUCCUUCCUUGCAAAUAUGGGAGGCACGGUGGCGCACAAGAUCAUGCAGAAAUACGGCUUCAGAGAAGGCCAGGGACUGGGGAAGCACGAACAGGGUCUGAGUACUGCACUCUCGGUAGAGAAAACCAGCAAGAGGGGGGGCAAAAUCAUCGUUGGAGACGCUGCUGAUAAAGGAGACGCAUCAAAGAAAUCGGAUUCAAACCCUUUAACAGAAAUACUGAAAUGUCCAACCAAAGUUGUCUUAUUGCGGAAUAUGGUUGGAGCUGGGGAGGUGGACGAAGACCUUGAAGGCGAAACGAAAGAAGAAUGUGAAAAAUAUGGCAAAGUUGGGAAGUGUGUGAUUUUUGAGAUUCCUGGCGCUCCUGAUGAUGAAGCUGUGAGAAUAUUUUUGGAAUUCGAAAGAGUAGAAUCUGCAAUUAAAGCGGUGGUUGACCUGAAUGGAAGAUACUUCGGAGGACGAGUGGUGAAGGCCUGUUUCUACAACCUGGAUAAAUUCCGAGUCUUGGACCUGGCGGAACAAGUCUGAUUUUCUUUUGUCAAACCGGGACACGUGACCCUCUGGCGAUCUCACAAGUUUUCAGCUGCAUGUGGAGAGUAGAGGAAAGAGGCGACGUGACGUCUUUUCUAACAAACUGGAACUAAUCCUUGAACGGCCUUUACUGAUUCCUUGUGAUGGACAGACUUUUAUUUGUAUUUUUAUUGUAGUAUAAAAUUCCUGAAAGAUG